UCACGUGCCUAGAUACGAAAUAUUUGCGCCAAAUUUGUUUGUCAUGGCAGUACAAGCUAUAGUUAGCUAACGGUUAACUAGAUAAAUGUACAAGUAGUCCAUUAUUUCAUAUUUAACGUCACUUAAGAGGGAGAAAACGUAUAUUCACAUCAAUAACUGGGAAGAUGUGGGUCUGCAAUGGAUUCAGAAGACAACCAGAAAUUUGACAGCAAUAACGUUACUACAAAUGCAAGGUUGAAGUCAACCCCGAAUAAAAGAGGAGGGGGCAAUAUCUUACCUGUUAGGGGAGCACUAAGGACGCCAUACUCAGGAUCUAAAAGGGUUCACUCCAGUUUUAAAUCUCCAUUACAGGCUCCCAGAACAUCAUGUUGCCCUACAGCAGUUCAGCCAAGCCUUGAACAGGAGAUAGAGGAUCUGAAGAGGAAGCAGAGUGAACUAGACUAUGAGAUCACCCAGCUGGAGAACAAUGGUGUGGGAAUUCAAGAGCUGGAGCAACACAUUGACCUCUUACAUGAGUACAAUGACAUCAAAGACAUUGGGCAGACCCUGCUGGGCAGACUGGCUGCAGUACGAGGUGUGACCACGCGGGACUUAUACACCCGAUUUGGACUUGAACUGGAUGACUGAGUGUUACUGCACGCUGAAGAAAAUAAAGAAGAAACAGGUCUUACCCCAUCUCCUGCAAGAAAGUCAAAGAAAAGGAUUUUUCAUGCCACCUAUUUAUUUUGGUUGUAUUACAUGAAAACGUUUGGUUGAUUUCGAAGAGAGAUAACUGAUUGGUUCUUUCUGAGUUGAUUGUGAGUGAGGCAAGUUCAUGUCCACACACUACUGUUGAUCCAUGCAGUGAUGUUUAGGACUACACAGAGGACAAAGGUGGAAUAAGGAUUGAUAACAUGAGGAUAUGGCAUAUCAUGAUGGCAAUGUUUGAGACUGAUAGCACUGGGUUGAGUGGAAAGGGUGCCACUUACUGCAUUUUAGGGAUUUAUUAGCAAUCUUGUUAACUUGUUUUUGGAGCAAAGAGCAUAGUCCAUACAUAAUAUCCCCUUGAAGGUCAGAGCACUACCUUGCAUACAUGACAGUGGAAAGCGUGGGCCUAGCUUCUUACAUCACAGUGAUGCAGUCUGCAUCCUGGCCUCAACGUUUUCAGUGAAAGCUGAUCUGUGAUUCAAGUGUCCUCGAUUGUAUAUGAAAGGCAGAAAAUGGUUUGAUUUUAUUAGUCUUUUGACAUGUAACACGUGUGCCACAGCAGAACCAAAGGAAAUCUUUAAAAUGUU
Anguilla rostrata (American eel) is the source of this 1274-nucleotide messenger RNA. RefSeq names its product SWI5 homologous recombination repair protein (gene swi5). The coding region runs from base 178 to 627 and encodes 149 amino acids. The record is from RefSeq and is a predicted model, not a curated record. Gene Ontology annotation, biological process: double-strand break repair via homologous recombination. The transcript is spliced from 5 exons. Lineage: Eukaryota; Metazoa; Chordata; Actinopteri; Anguilliformes; Anguillidae. Gene Ontology annotation, cellular component: Swi5-Sfr1 complex; Swi5-Swi2 complex.